AGCCCGUCAGUCGCUUCGAGGCUGCCGCCGAGAGAGGUUCGUCGCUGGUGCCGCUCCGCAACAGCGCGUCGACGUGAUUCUGCUUCAAUCCCCGAGUCGUCCACAGCAGGAAAGUCGAAUCGUCAGCAGCCUCGGCGUUAAUACAGCUAUAGAUCGUUGUCGCCUUCGAGCGCCAGCGUUGGUUCCGUAUCGAGUGUGCAGUGGUGCGGUACAUAACCUCACUUUUUCUCUCUUGCUCUCCACUCGAUCGUUCUCGGAGAGAGAGAGAGAGAGAGAGAGAGAGAGAGAGUGCCAGCGCGCAAAGUGGUGUGUCGUCGGUGCAGCCGAGCGCACUCGCUUGGCUUCGUGUGAGCGGUGUCACGAGUUCUCCCGCGCGCUUUCGGCGUCGCCCCGGAGAAGCUUCGAUAUCGGCUUUAUCGACUCCACGCCGCCGAGUGCCGAUCCCCAGCGGUGAACCAUCCGAUUCGCUGCAGCAGCCGAGCGAAGGACAAGGAUAGCGUCUGCACAAUAUCGCGCGCGCUCUCUCGCACCUCGUGCUCCACUCCUCCGACUCGUCGGUAACGUCGGGCACCUGUGUUAUCGGCCGAGCGCUCUGCCGUCUGUCUGUCUCUCUCCUGCCGAAGAGGAGACGCGCGCCGCGUCUCUCUGCAUCGGCUUUCGCUUUCCAUCGCUCGAGUGUGUCCGCCGACAAUUUGUGCCGAGUUAGUUCGUUCUUCCUAGCCGUGCCGAGACAAGCUCGGAGUCGGGCUGCGCACAGUGUAAAACAGUCCGGUGUGAAAAGUGAAGUACGACAGCACGCUAGCAAAGCAAGCCCAUCGAGAGGUGCUGUGACAGUCGAUUGAGACUCGACUGUGGCUCGUGCGCGUGGGCAUUGAAUUCGGAUGGCGUUCCAACGCGGCAGGAAAAAGUCGCCCAAGAAGUGCCGCUGCGGCUGGAGUCUUGUGGCGCAGCAGCUCCGCUCCCUCGAGGCUGUCUAAGUCGAAACUGACGUUUCUUCGUUCGAGAGUGCGUGGCCACUGCUUAUUCCGUAUACCGGGAAAACAACAGCGCCUUUCAGCCGUCGGAUCGUCGUCGUUAUCAGUGGUGCGGAUUUAUUCUGGCGUAUAUAGCAAAUAUAUACGUGCGUCGAGUGUAGCGAAGUGAACAAGAGUGAACACGUAAAGAGUGAAAUAUUAUGAACGUCGGCGUGAUUGAUAAUAAUUGACGCCGCCGACGAGACUGUUGUGCUGGGUUCUGAAUCCUAAGCGUUAGCAGCGAGAGCAGGACUGUGUAUUUCCCUUCUAGCAAGAAGUCGGGAGGAGGAGGAGCGGCCCGAGAGUGCCGGCGUAAGAAGAGAAAAGCGAGGAGUAACAGCGAGGAGGAGGAGGAGAGAACGACUGGGAAAAUGUACCCGAGCGCCGGAAUCAAUGCGGCCGCCGUGGCGGCGGCUGCAGCUGCCAGGCAUCCGGGUCCACCGCAGCCCGGGCAGCAGUUCAAAUUCACAAUACCCGAGUCCUGCGAUCGAAUCAAAGAGGAAUUCAAUUUCCUCCAGGCACAGUACCACAGUAUUAAGUUGGAGCUGGAAAAGCUUGCCCAGGAGAAAUCGGAGAUGCAGCGCCACUACGUAAUGUAUUACGAGAUGUCAUACGGCCUCAACGUCGAGAUGCACAAACAGACGGAAAUAGCGAAGAGGCUGAACGCCAUCAUCGCGCAGAUCCUGCCGUUUCUCUCGCAGGAGCAUCAGCAGCAAGUCGCGACGGCCGUCGACAGGGCGAAGCAAGUCACCAUGACCGAGCUCAACGCAAUCAUUGGACAACAAAGGCCAGAUCUGCCUAGGCUAUUGCAACAAAUGCACGCACAACAGCUUCCACCUGGUGCAGCAAUGGGAGCACACCCGGGACUACCGGGUCUGCCUGGCCUUGGCCCAGGAGCUGGCCUGCCUGUUCCAACCUCUGCGUCGGCGGCACUGUUGGGCCUGGGUCUGCCUCCGGGUGCCGCUGCGGCACCAGCCGGCUCGGCUCACCCGCUCAACAUGCUCGCCAAACCCGAGCUACACAGAGGUCAACCCGAUGAUCUCAAAUCUAACGGUGGUUUGAAUCCAUCGGAGGAGAGGCAUGUGGAAUCGCUGAGUUGGGUUGAGCGUAUAAAAAAGAUUGCGAGGAGCUCAAUAUCGCCGGCUGAGCGAGAGAAAUAUAGCAGGCCGCGAAGCACCCCCGACUCGCAGCACCACGAGCACAACAUUCACCUCAAGAAGAUGAAGAAGGAGCAGGACAAGGAUAUCAGUCACGAUAAUUUUUUUGACCAAGCAAACACGUCAUAUUCUGACCCUAUCCCAUCAACGUCUCAGUCUAUCGAUCUUCAAAAUUUCUACGAUUCUUGUCAAGAUUAUCAGAGCGACGGCGAAAAGAGCGACCAGGAUCUCGUGGUAGACGACGCCAGCGAGGACGGUCGACCAGGUAGCCCAGCGGCCAACGGUACUUCGUCACCCCGCGAGAACGGCCUCGACAAGAUGGGCCCGUCCUCGGUGCCACUAGGUGGUCAGGUCAAGAAAGAGGCUCCACCACCGUCGCCCAGAUCUGGAACCAGUAGCAACGCGAGCACCCCCUCCGCCAAGAAGAUGGAGGAGCGCGAGAAGCCCACUACGCCGAUCUCCAAGCCCGUGACGCCCACGUCUGCAGGUGAGCUUUAUUAUGGAGGAAGCAGUUCAGGCUCCGGUGGUCUGAAGUCCUCGAGCUCCAGCAAGCCACUGGUCUCAGCCUCGCCCAUCGGCCCAUAUCCGCCGCAUUAUCCGCCGCCGCAUCAUCCGCCCGCGGGACCGCACGUCGACAUGCUCGGCUACCCGCCUGGCGCCCUCAACGGUUAUCCCGGUGCUCGGCCACCGCUACAGCAGCUCUACGAUCAUCACAGCAACAUGAGGGCGCCGCUCGGUCCCCUAGCCGUUCCAGGUGUUCCAGGCGGCAAACCAGCGUACAGUUUCCACGUUUCGAGCGAGGGUCAAAUGCAGCCGGUGCCCUUUCCGCCGGAUGCCCUGAUCGGGCCAGGGAUUCCACGACAUGCUCGACAAAUCAAUACCUUAACCCACGGCGAAGUUGUCUGCGCCGUCACGAUCUCCAACCCAACAAAGUACGUGUACACAGGUGGCAAAGGCUGCGUCAAAGUCUGGGACAUAAGCCAGGGUGGCAGCUCCAGUGCCAAGCCAGUCUCGCAGCUUGACUGUCUGCAGCGGGACAACUACAUCAGAUCGGUCAAACUCCUACCGGACGGAAGGACACUGAUCGUCGGUGGCGAAGCCAGCAACCUCAGCAUCUGGGAUCUCGCAAGUCCGACGCCGCGAAUCAAGGCGGAAUUAACAUCCUCUGCGCCAGCCUGCUAUGCUCUGGCGAUAUCUCCAGACUCGAAGGUCUGCUUCAGUUGCUGCAGCGACGGCAACAUCGCCGUCUGGGAUCUGCAGAAUCAAACCCUCGUCAGACAGUUCCAGGGCCACACCGACGGUGCGUCCUGUAUCGACAUCUCAGCCGACGGCACAAAACUGUGGACCGGUGGUCUCGACAACACGGUCAGGUCGUGGGAUCUGAGGGAGGGCAGACAACUCCAGCAGCACGACUUCUCGUCGCAGAUCUUCUCGCUGGGCUACUGUCCGACCGGAGAAUGGUUGGCUGUGGGUAUGGAGAACUCCAACGUCGAGGUACUGCACGCCACGAAGCCCGACAAGUAUCAACUGCACCUGCACGAGUCCUGCGUAUUGUCGCUGAGAUUCGCCUCGUGUGGCAAGUGGUUCGUCUCCACAGGCAAGGACAACCUGCUCAACGCCUGGCGCACGCCUUACGGAGCCUCGAUAUUCCAGUCCAAGGAAUCGUCUUCGGUGUUGAGCUGCGAUAUUUCAACAGACGAUAAAUACAUCGUGACAGGAUCAGGUGACAAGAAGGCCACCGUCUACGAAGUGAUAUAUUGAAGCGCUACAGCGACUGUUAAUAUAUAAAUAAAAAUUAGAAGUCUAAGCUUGUUAAGAUAUUUAUGAAAAAGCACUGUAUCCAGAUGUAUCUCACGUAUGGACGAUAGGAGCCUCUCGACGUCGUGAGAGCGUAGUGCAUAUUUUACAGUAAAAGAUCGAGAAAAUGUUCAAUGAAAAAAAAAGUAUGAAAACAAAAUAAUACUGAGCCGUGCGCAAAAAUCAACGGUGCUAAAGUGAAGAUAAGAAAGCUAGAGAACUGAUACGAGGAUGCCAUGAUUAAUAAUUAAUAAAUGAAGUUCGAUGAGAAUUGAGAACGAGAAUACUAGUUCGAGUCGAAUAGUUUUAAAAAUUUUUGACAUUCACUAUUUUUCAACCAUUUGGACAUUAGCUCACUUUGAUUUGAUUGAAACAUACAAUAAUAACGGCAUCGACCAAAUUCUUGUAAAGUUGCUCCGUCAUUACGACGAUUCAAAGGCAGCUAAUGUUUCUUUACAUAGAGUUAUAUAUUACAACAUUUGAGAAAAAAUCUAUAUGGAUUUCGAAAUCACAAGCAGUUAUUUAAUAUUGUAUAAAAAUAAAAACAAACUUAUGUAUUUGUAAGUAGAUCGCGCGCUAAGAAGUGAGAGAUGUAUUUGCGAGAACGGUUUCGCCGGCACCUUUGGUCGCGUGAUUACCAAAUUUGUAAAAUAGAAUUUAUUAAUUUUUAGGUGCGAAUGUUGAUGUGAAUGCCUGCGUGUAUCACGUUAUAUAUGCGAUUGUAUAUUAAGAUGAUGGAGAUACUGACAUUGCUUAUGUUCAUAUGCCCAGGGUUACAAGGAAAGCGAAUUACAAGAUACAAGAAGUGUGCGAAACGCAGAAUGAAAAUCUGCCUACUUAGAUACAGGUUGAGUCGCUUCUAAAUUAUUCGUGUACCCUCGUGAUUGAUAAUGUGCUAGGGGUAAUUAUAAAAUACAAGUUUUAAGGCGAAUAGCAAGAGGGAACGUGAAAGUAAUCUUAAGUAAGUGCAUAUUGCUACGAAAUCCAUACAAUUUCUUACGUAAUGAAUAAAAAAAAAAAAGAAAAAACAUGAUUAAAAUGACAAAUUUAGGACGCUGCAUUGCUGAUCUAAUGUCAGCAGAAUGCGCAGAAAGACACAUACGAGAUGACGGUAUCGAUGGUAUACUUAAAAGAUGAUAACAAAUAAAAAUCAUGUAACGCCACUCACUACGAGAUAUUCGACGAGAUAUUUUUGUGACUGUCAUUGUAAAAUGGUUCGUUCGAGGGAAGACAAGGCCAAAAUAUGGGUAUUGAGUCGAUUACCCAACAAUUUUGCAUUUUUAUCGAGAAUAUGUGCUUCUUUGGAUUUUUGUUCUUAAAGUAAACACAAGUAUGUUGAUAAAUGACGUUUCUCACAGCUGCCUGAUUAUUUGACUAGUGUCGUUCGGUAAAAAUGUGAAAUCCCCAUGAAAUAUGAAAAUGAGAAAUCCUUGAAGUGCCUCGAACGGAGCCAAGGGCCUCUUAUAAAAAGGUAUUUAGAUAGCGCAAUAUUGUUCGAAGCCAGCUGUGAGUCAGAUGCAGAUACGGAUAUUUAUAUUUUGUUAUAGGAAGACAACACAAAUGAUUACACUGCCGUGAUCGUGCAAAGUCGCUCCGAAGUUUGUUCUUUACCCGCAGAAGGCAUAAAUAGGUUUUAAGUACACACAGAAAAGAGCUUAGUGCCGCGAGACUUUAUAAAAUAAUAUAAGGAUUAAAGAAAAUACGAGAGCCGACAUUGGACGAUCACGGCUCCGAUAAAUAGACCAAUAGAAACAACUAUACCUCAACAAGACUCAAUAGAUUAUUACCGCUAAUGAAACAACUGUACAAAUCAAUAUUCUUUUACAGUAUAAAACAGGAAAAAAAUAAAAACGAACAUUACAAAUCAUAAUGCAAAAGAUCCGUGAUUCGAUGAGAAAUUAUAUUACUUGUAGACUCACUUUUAAUCCGCAUCUUUUUAAUUGUCACACCACGAGCUCGCGUUUUUUCGUAUAUUAGGCUGGCGUAUCAUCGUUUUAAUUAGCGUCUUGAGAUCGCUCGUUCUAAUGAACAUUUUCACCGAGGGCGCUCAAUAUUUUUUUCUGUGAAAGAAGAAAUGACGUAAUCAUUUUUCAAGCACACAGUCCAUGUUGUUCCUAUAGCUACGCGGAAAUUGUUUCUUUUGGCAAUUAAAUUGUGUACAUGUACGUAUGCAUAGAUGUGUCGGCUUACAUAUUUAUGUAUAUGUGUAUGUAUGAUCAUAUAUAUAAAUAUAUAUAAAAUUUU
This is a messenger RNA of Nasonia vitripennis (jewel wasp), 6211 nucleotides long. RefSeq names its product protein groucho. Gene Ontology annotation, molecular function: protein binding; transcription corepressor activity. Bases 1385 to 3931 code for a protein of 848 amino acids. Gene Ontology annotation, cellular component: transcription regulator complex; nucleus. NCBI's taxonomy places the organism in Eukaryota, Metazoa, Arthropoda, Insecta, Hymenoptera, Pteromalidae. The transcript has 14 exons. The record is from RefSeq and is a predicted model, not a curated record. Gene Ontology annotation, biological process: negative regulation of canonical Wnt signaling pathway; regulation of DNA-templated transcription.